AUGGCCAACUCAAGCGGUCCAGGUGCCCCUUUCGAGGAGACCGAGCGCUUCAAGCUGAUAAAGAUUAUCACUGAAAAACUCGGGAAUCUGACAGAUUACACCCACAAGAUAAGUACUUUUAAAACUUCUUAUGCGGCCUUAUGGCUCGCCGAUAUUGAGAAAUUAAUUGCAUUGAGUGACAAAGAGCCUUUUGAUAUUUAUGCCAGCCUACUGGUUUUUGAGUCGGACCACAGAAUAGGUCAAAGAUGGCAACAAAAGGACCGACAGGAGGAAGCUGUUGACUCGCGCAAAAGAUCAGGUGAAUACAUGGACUUGCCCAAUGGGAAGGGGCCUAGAAGACAAUCUGCAGACGUUGCAUGUCAGGACCGCGAUAAAGCCUGCAUUCUCACAAAAUACAGCAAGGACAUCUGCCAGCCAUGCCCUUUAUACCCAAUUUGGAUGAGUGAUGAGAAUAUGGUUGAUGUGAGAUUGUUUUUCGGGGGACUAAGACAAUUUUGGAGGGAUAAGAAGGUGGAUGAAUGGCAUAACGCCAUUUAUGGAGAUGCCUCCGGGCCUGAGAAGCCUGAAAAUCUCAUACUUCUCAGUCCAAACGCAUAUGUACUAUACACCAAGGGAUAUAUUGCCUUUGAGCCCAUCGACAAAGAUCCAGAGGGCAAGUGGCUCACACUUAAGCUUUGGUGGCUGCAGCAACAUGAAGAAGACUGUGUUGAUUUCAGUAUUAUCCCGCAACUUCCAUCAGAUCUCCACCCAUCAGACUACGGUGCUGCUCUGCAUGAUGUCCGCAACGAUCGUCCACUCCUCUCUGGUGAGAUGAUGACCCUUGAGACACAUGAUCUGGAGAAUUGCCCUCUCCCAGAUACACGAAUCCUUGAAAUGCAGUGGGUCCUGAAUCGUGUGCUUGCGUUAAGUGGUACUGUGAAACCGAAUGGUCUCGAAGACGAUGAGUGGCACGAAGACUCAGAUGAGGAACUCAGCUAG
Aspergillus udagawae is the source of this 978-nucleotide messenger RNA. RefSeq lists its product as uncharacterized. The record is from RefSeq and is a predicted model, not a curated record. The coding region runs from base 1 to 978 and encodes 325 amino acids. Lineage: Eukaryota; Fungi; Ascomycota; Eurotiomycetes; Eurotiales; Aspergillaceae. The transcript has 3 exons.